GGAAAAUCUUUCAGAAAUAACUCUCCGGCAUUUGGAUUUCCCUCGUUUUCUUCCACCAAAUCUCUUCCCGUUCAUUGGGUUUCAAUUUUUCGGUCUGAUUUUAUCUGGGUUGUUCUCCUUAUAGGCUGAGGUUGCUGUUUCAUUUUUCUUGAUCGAGUUAUAGAAAAAAGGAGAUGUUUUUGGUUGAUUGGUUUUAUGGGGUUCUAGCAUCACUUGGUCUUUGGCAAAAGGAAGCUAAGAUCUUGUUUUUGGGGCUUGAUAAUGCUGGAAAGACCACCUUGCUUCACAUGUUAAAGGAUGAGAGAUUAGUUCAGCAUCAACCAACGCAGUACCCAACUUCAGAAGAAUUGAGUAUUGGGCAAAUCAAGUUCAAAGCUUUUGAUUUGGGUGGUCAUCAGAUCGCUCGCAGAGUGUGGAAGGACUAUUACGCUAAGGUUGAUGCUGUUAUAUACUUAGUCGAUGCUUUCGACAAGGAGAGGUUUGGAGAGUCGAAAAAGGAGCUCGAUGCUCUCCUCACCGACGAGUCUCUAGCCACAGUUCCAUUUCUCAUCUUGGGGAACAAGAUUGACAUACCUUAUGCUGCCUCAGAAGAUGAGCUGCGUUACUAUUUAGGCCUCACUAACUUGACAACCGGAAAGGACAAGCUCAAUCUAUCUGAUUCCGAUAUUCGUCCCAUUGAGGUUUUCAUGUGCAGCAUUGUCCGGAAGAUGGGUUAUGGAGAAGGCUUCAAGUGGCUGUCUCAAUACAUCAAGUAGUUUAAGAUUGGGUUAUGACAUGAGCAAGAUUGUGGCCAUUCAAGCCCAUGUUUAAGCAUAGUGUUCAUGUAAAAACAGAGUAAUUUUAGCUUUUGCUUUUGUAGCUUUGGAAAUCUAGAGCCACCAGUCCCUUGACUUUUUCAAUGUUACAAGUUCCCAUUUCUAGUUUUGGAUCCUUAAAGAAAGUAAUGUUUGUUUAUUAUAGAGGUAAAUUUAGCAAAUUUACAAUUUGUGGACUAUGAUACUCACCAAGUAAUAAUUCUCUUUUUCUUUUU
This is a messenger RNA of Cannabis sativa, 1030 nucleotides long. RefSeq names its product GTP-binding protein SAR1A. The record is from RefSeq and is a predicted model, not a curated record. NCBI's taxonomy places the organism in Eukaryota, Viridiplantae, Streptophyta, Magnoliopsida, Rosales, Cannabaceae. The coding region runs from base 174 to 755 and encodes 193 amino acids. Gene Ontology annotation, cellular component: COPII vesicle coat; endoplasmic reticulum exit site. Gene Ontology annotation, biological process: membrane organization; intracellular protein transport; endoplasmic reticulum to Golgi vesicle-mediated transport. The transcript is spliced from 3 exons. Gene Ontology annotation, molecular function: GTP binding; GTPase activity.